Entrophospora candida is the source of this 1065-nucleotide messenger RNA. The record is from the annotation of a GenBank genome assembly. NCBI's taxonomy places the organism in Eukaryota, Fungi, Glomeromycota, Glomeromycetes, Entrophosporales, Entrophosporaceae.
AUGAAAAAAACAGCAUCUUCAUCCCUAAUAAUUUUCUUAAUUUUAUUUUUUUUGAAUGCGGUGAAGGCUAGUAAUGUAGUAGAGUUAACGCCUGAUAAUUUUGAUCUGUUGAUUGGUAAAGAUGCGCCUGCUCUCGUUGAAUUUUAUGCACCUUGGUGUGGUCAUUGUAAAAAAUUAGCACCUAUUUAUGAACAACUUGCUGACGCUUUCUCAUAUGCCAAAGAUCACGUAAUCAUAGCAAAAGUUGAUGCAGAUAAACAUCGUGAUCUUGGAACUCGAUUUGGAGUUGAGGGAUUUCCAACACUUAAAUGGUUUCAAAAAGGUUCAUCAGAUAAACCAGAUGAUUAUGAGAGUAGUAGGGAACUGGAUAGUUUAGUUACUUUUGUUGAAGAAAAGAGUGGAUAUAAAGCAAAGAAACCUGUCACUGCAGUAACUGAGCUCACAUCUCAUAAUUUUGAUGAUAUAGCUUUAGAUCCCAAUAAGAAUGUGUUGUUGUUGCUAAUAUUGUUGUUAUUAUCAAUAGCACCAAUUUACGAAAAGGUUGCAUUGGAUUUUGAACAGGAAUCAAAUUGUAUUGUUGCAAACCUUGAGGCGCCUUCAUAUAAAGCAAUUGCUGAGAGAUAUGAUGUCAAAGGUUUCCCUACAAUAAAAUUCUUUCAAAAAGGUGAUGAUAAAACUCCGAUUGAUUAUCAAGGUGAUAGGACAGAAGAAGAUUUUGUAAAAUUUUUGAAUAAACAUUGUGGAACUCAUCGUUUAAUUGGCGGUGGUUUAUCUGAAGAGAAAUUCACAAGUGCUUCUACUGAUGAAAAGUCUCAAAUCAUUAUUGAUGCUAAGUCAAUUGAAAACAAAAUAGACAGCAGAUAUUCAAAAUAUUAUAUUAAAGUUAUGGAAAAAAUUAAUGAGAAACCAAAUUAUGUAGAUAAUGAAAUUGAUAGGUUGAAUAAUAUAAUUAAAACCGGUAAAAUGUCAGGUGGUAAAUUAGAUGAUUUUACAAUUAGAAAAAACAUUUUAUCAAGUUUUAAGAAAGAUAAUGAUGCAACUAAUGAACCUCAUGUAGAAUUGUGA